AUGGGAUCGGACAUCAUCCCAACGUGCGUCAGUGCUGGUGACGUGCUUCUUCUUUUCUUGCUACAUUUCCAAAUAAUUGAAUUCUUUCUUUUAUUCGCGACUCGCUUUUUAAUUUCUUUUCUUUCUUUUCUUUCUUUCUUUUCUUUUUUCUGUUUUCUUUUCUUUCUUUCUUUCUUUCUUUCUUUUCUGUCCUUUUCUUUCUUUCAGUCUUUCUUUCAUUUUCGUCUUUCUUUCUUUCUUUCUUUUCUUUUCUUUUCUUUUCUUUCUUUCUUUUCUUUUCUUUUCUUUUCUUUUCUUUUCUUUUCUUUUCUUUCUUUCUUUCUUUCUUUUCUGUCCUUUUCUUUCUUUCUAUCUUUUCUAUCUUUCAUUCUUUCUUUCAUUUUCGUCUUUCUUUCUUUCUUUCUUUCUUUUCUGUCCUUUUCUUUCUUUCUAUCUUUUCUAUCUUUCAUUCUUUCUUUCAUUUUCGUCUUUCUUUCUUUCUUUCUUUCUUUCUUUCUUUCUUUCUUUCUUUCUUUCUUUCUUAAUCUUUUCUUCGCGUUUCCUUUUGCUUCUUUUGACUGCAGUCUGUUAUUCAAGAUGUCUUUCUUCUUUUAUGCCUUCAUCACUAAUUUCCAGUUGAUGGAUAGUUUAUUUCCUGAUGUUUCUAAUUCUUUGUUUCAUUUUCCUUCUUUCUUUAUUUCUUUGUCUUUCUUUCUUUCUUUCUUUCUUUCUUUCUUUCUUUCUUUCUUUCUUUCUAUUUUUUUAUCCAGAUUUAUUCUUAUGCUCAAAGAUGUUCUUCCUAUAUUUACUGAUAUUAACACCAUAUUUUGGCCUCUCCAUUCUUUAGCCUCUAUCUGCACUCCCUCAGAAAAAGGAAACCUCUUAUCUCGAAUAACCUAG
Molecule: messenger RNA, 879 nt
Organism: Acanthosepion pharaonis
Lineage: Eukaryota; Metazoa; Mollusca; Cephalopoda; Sepiida; Sepiidae
Source: the annotation of a GenBank genome assembly